UCAUAGCAACAGGGCGGCGCGUAUAAACCAGCGUCGCGGCGCACGGCCCAGCAGACCUAGCCCGCCGCGCCCGCGACCCACCCCGCCCGCAGCGCGCUUCCCGGAGAGUCGUGUGAGAGUUUAGCUUCAGUUCGAGGCGGAAUGGAUAACAGCGGUGUGCCUACAAGCGCCAUGGGGGACGCCUUCAUCCCAUGGCCUAACGAUGAUGAUUUCUGGAAGGAAGUUGUUGAUGAUUCUGAUCCCGUUGCCUUUGGUAGUAAAUUGAUGAAUUACGAGAUGCAUUUCGAUAAUCAAAAGAUGACGGAGGAAAUGACGCUGCAGGAACCAACCCCGGCGGUGUCCAGCAACCUGGCUGUCGACAACGUGAUGCCUGACACGGGGGGUCCCGCUGCAGGCCCCGUGACCCCUUCUGUCCGGCAGCACACUCCGGCCUUCCCGGACUACUCAAACUUUAGCCAGUCUGAGCCAGUGUCACUCUACGGGACGAACCUCAGCCCCCAAAUGCUGAUGCCUGACCAAGGCCACGCGUCUUCAAGCUCCUGGGCUCCGCCUGCCCCACCUCAGACGGCGCUCCCGAUGCAGGUUGGGGUCGUGGCCCAAAGGACACCGGACAUGGCUGCCCCGCAUCCUCAGGGGGCCAUAGAUACUUCAUGCCCGGGUUCGUCCACAGGGGGAAGGAAGAGGAAAGUCACGAAUGCUUCCAACGGCUCCAAGACGACGAGUGUUGAGAAGCUAAAGAAAUGGCAGCUGACGACUCCGUGUGAGGACCCGGAUGAAGAGAGGAAGAGACAGAACGCCAUCAAGUCACACAAUGACAGAGUGAAGAAGAACAAUGAGGUUAAGGCAAUGGAAAAGUUGAUUCUCUGCCUGCAGCAACAGUUCCAGGAGCUGAGGCAGAAAUAUUCCCUCCAGGAACAAGAACUGAAGAAAGUACGGCAAGAAUUGAGGGAAGAGAAACAAAAAAAUUUAACCCUGAAAUAUGAAAUUUCCAGCCGCAAUCAAGAAAUGAUGGAACAAAACCAAAUUCUGAACGAGUUUCUGCAGCAAGCCAAGCUCAUCGGCUGAGGCCCUGAUGGGAUAGAAACAUUCUGAGCGAGCUGCUGCAGCACGCCGGCAAGAACACACUGGUUGAGGCAUCUCAGCUCGGCCGCAGGUCAGCGCGUCGCCAUCACCAUCCUACUCCUCUGUGCUGCCGUGACCUGUGGCCUAUGUCGGUCCUAGUUACUCCAAGCACCAUCCUAUCCCUUACUCCUGUGUGGGCCGGGACCUGUGGCCUACGUGAGGCACGGCAAUGACUGCACUCUAGUUUUUCAGGUGGUCUGGCUGUCUGGACGCGGCGCCUGAGUCAGGACGCGCCCCUGAGGGACGCCGCGCCGCCCACCGACACACACAGAUAAGUACCGCACCGUCCUGACCUUGGCAGCAUUACGUUAGCGAGGCACUGUGAGGCGCCAGGCACGCUAGUUUGAUCUGACUUGUACGACCUUCCCGAGUUCAUUAGACGCCGUGUUCUUUAAAUGGCUCCCACAAGGCACACAAAGACAGAUUUGCCAUAACGCUAAUACUACAAGGCUUAAAAGUUUUUUGAUUUUAUUUUUGAGUUGCUUUACUGCAAGUUUUUUUUUAUUUGAAUUUCAUUUGUUCAAAUCUAGAGAGAGAGAGAGAGAGAGAAUGGAUGGAGUGGGGGUGGAGGCUGGUGAGCAAUUAGGAAUCAGAGUCACAAAACAACAUCGGCACAAACGUCGUCGCUCCGCCGUCCACACAGCCUUGCCGGGGCCGCCACACGUCACCGCGGGGCACUGGUGGAUGCAGGCGUCAUGUGUGGAAUGAUGUGUGGAGUAUUUUUUUUUUUUUUUUACAGCAAGGGAGGCCGUUCAAUUCCACCAGGCGUCGCUGCACUAACACACUUUUUCCUCCCAAACUGACCUCGUCUCUCCUCUCUGUCCACUCCUACUUUAUUUCUUUCAUCGGAACAACGUCAGGCGGGCUUUUUCUUGUUGUUGUUGUUGUUGUUGUUGUUGUUGUUGUUGUUGUUGUUGUUGUUGUUGUUGUUGUUGUUGUUGUUGUUGUUGUUGUUGUUGUUGUUGUUUUCUUCUUAUUCUUCCUCUUCUUUUUCUUCUUCCUCUUCACCCGUUAGUAUUGGUGGAUGUGAUUUUUUAUUAUUAUAUUUCUCUCUGCAUUCGAUUUCAUUUUACGUUCUAUUGUACUCGUAGUGAGAUGCUUUUGUUUAUCUGUGUCACUUUUCUGUUCUUUUUUUUUAUUUCUUUUGACGUUUUCGCUUUGUUUUAUCUAUUUAUUUUAUUCAAGGCAACACAGAAGCUUUUUCAGACUACCACCAGGGUCAUAAAACUAACCCCCGCAAGGAAAGGUGAGUGUGUGUGUGUGUGUGUGUGUGUGUGUGUGUGUGUGUGUGUGUGUGUGUGUGUGUGUGUGUGUGUGUGUGUGUACAUACCUAUUUAUCUACCAAUCUAUUAGUCUAUCCGCUUAUUUCUAUCCACAAUCUAUCGUCCAUGUUCUUGUAUCUAUCCAUCUAUCUAUCUUCACAUCUAGUCAUUCAUGCAUCUACUUUUUCAGCAACGGAGGCAGUUCAAGGAUGAAAACACAAGACAAUUAAUAAAAAAAAAGGCCGCUGUCUACCUGUUAUUCCGUCCACGUUUUCAUUAUUCAUUCAUUAACUAUCUCACUUAUUCGCUUAUCUACUUAUCUAACUGCACAUCAUCUCUUAAUUAAUACAUAUCAUUCAUCUGUUCAUUAUGUAUCCUAUUCAUUCGCUUACCUAUAUUUAUCUAACUGCACAUCAUCUCUUAAUUAACACAUAUUCAUCUGUUCAUUAGUAUCCUAUUUAUUCGCUUAUCUACUUAUCUAACUGCACAUCAUCUCUUAAUUAAUACAUAUCAUUCAUCUGUUCAUUAUGUAUCCUAUUUAUUCGCUUACCUAUAUUUAUCUAACUGCACAUCAUCUCUUAAUUAACACAUAUCAUUCAUCUGUUCCUUAUGUAUCCUAUCUAUUCGCUUAUUCAUCAACGUUAUUCAUCAGUCUGUCAACCUAUUCAACAGUCAGGCAAGUUUUUCCAUCCGUCCAUCCAUCUUUUUAUUUAUUUUCGGCAAUGGAGGCAGCUCAAAGGGCAACAAAAAGUAACAAACAAACAAAAGCCAGCUAAGCACAGGUCCAGGAAAAGGUGUUAACGUGAGUGUCUCCAACAGAUCAAUUUCAGGUGAAGUGUCUUGGUGAUCCUGCUCGCUUUUCUGUUUUCUUUCAGUAUUGCGUUCGACAGGUGAGGCUCGAUGCGGAUGGAGGCUGGCAGGUGCGAGGACCGUGAACAGGUAUCGCGGGGCAGGUGGACGAGAGGGACAUAGGCGCCAUACACUGGACACAUCACUGCGCGUCACCCAAGGCUGGCAGGUGCGAGGGCCGUGAGCAGUUAUCGCGAUGCAGGUGGACGAGAGGGACAGCCGCGCCGCACACUUCACACCUGCCCGCCAUCCACCCAAGGCAGCACUCUACCUUAAUUUGCUUUCCUUCUCCUUCUUCUUCAUAAUCCGCGCCACGGAACAAAGGGCUGAGGCCACACGAGCGAGGCCGCCGCUGCCGGAUCCUUCACGGAGGACGUCAAAUAUGGGUUUCAUUUCCCGCGUGUCUGAGGCGAGGCGGCGCGAGGCGAGGAGGGGCGUCACAGAGAGUGUCUCCAGCUCGUGUUCGCGGGCGGGACUCCUUUCCAAUGGCCGCUGAAUUGAAAAAGAGGGUUCGUCCUAAACGCCCAGAGGUAUUAGGACGAUUUAAUUACUCGAAAUUUGCUGAGGCAGGAAUCAAGCGGACAUCAAGUAAGCUGCCCACAAAAGAUAGGAAGACAGCGAGCAUCAGUAGUGGCUGUAAUGUUUUCUUUUAAUAUUAGGGUGUAAUAUUUUUCUCUUGCAAUUGUCAUUUUUUAUUUUUUUUCCUGAAAUAUUUUCAUUUUAUUUCUUGUGUGCUCCAUUUAUGCAUCACUAUAUACCACUGACACUGUUUGAGACUAGUAUUGUUUAUAACUAAUUGUGGGAUAACACUCAGAUGGAGGUUACGAUGACACGACACCUCUUAUUAGGCGCUGUUCACACUGUGCCGUCUCUUGGGCCACAACAACCCAGCGACUCUAAGGCCUCCUUCACACUGUGUCGACUCUUUCCGACCAUGUACGACCCUUUCACUUCAACAUUUCGCACCCAAGACCUCGUAUACCCCGAGACGCUGGGUUGUCGUGGCCCAGAGUCGGGACAGUGUGAACGGAGCUUUAGAUUUGUACUAUAAGACCCUUUCGCUGCUCACAUCAACUAUGUAUAAAUGUCAAAGAGGGGGUCAGUCGGGUUCUAAUGAGUGUUUCUUUAGGUUCAUGGUACAGAAGGAGGGUCAGACUACCACCAGGGUCAUAAAACUACUCCUGGAUAUGCCCAAAACUCCUGCGAAAGGCCUGGGAAUAAUGUGAACUUGUGCGAUGAAAUGUUAAGUAGUGCGGCCCUUAAUCUCCUAUAAUUGGUAAUGCACUUGUCCGCUAAAUGUUUGACUCUAUUACUUUUUGCUUUCCAUUGAUGUUAUUUUCGUUUCAUAUCCGUUGAUGAUUUUUAAAACUUUCUACGGAUGUUUAUAUUUGAUUUCACGUCCGCUGAAAAUCUCAUCUUUUUACUUUUUAAUUAAUGAUGUUUCGUUUCUUUU
Eriocheir sinensis (Chinese mitten crab) is the source of this 4686-nucleotide messenger RNA. RefSeq lists its product as uncharacterized. The record is from RefSeq and is a predicted model, not a curated record. The transcript is spliced from 4 exons. The coding region runs from base 142 to 1065 and encodes 307 amino acids. NCBI's taxonomy places the organism in Eukaryota, Metazoa, Arthropoda, Malacostraca, Decapoda, Varunidae.